Molecule: messenger RNA, 987 nt
Organism: Phyllostomus discolor (pale spear-nosed bat)
Lineage: Eukaryota; Metazoa; Chordata; Mammalia; Chiroptera; Phyllostomidae
Gene: CDR1
Product: cerebellar degeneration related protein 1
Source: RefSeq, a predicted model, not a curated record
AUGAGCAAGGGAAUGUUGUCGGAAGAUGUGGAGAUGCUGGAAGACGAGCAGAUGCUGGAAGCCCUGGAGAUGCUGGAAGACUCGGAGGUGUAGGAAGACGUGAGUUUUCUGAAAGGCAUGGCUUAGUUGGAAGAUGUAGAUUUUCUGGAAGACGUGCCUUUGUUGGAAGACAUGGCUUUGUUGGAAGAUGUGGAUGUUCUGGAAGACGAGGAUUUUGUGGAAGAUGUGGCUUUGUUGGAAGACAUAAAUCUGAUGGAAGACAGCUUUUGGGAAGACAAAGAUUUGCUGGAAGAGAAGGAUUUACUGGAAGACAUGGUUUCUCUGGAAGUUGCGGAUUUGCCGGAAGUCAUGGAUUUGAUUGAAGACAUGGAUAGUCUGGAAGACCUGGAAGUGACUGGAAGGCAUGGAUUUCCUGGAAGACAUGGUUUUCUGGAAGACGUGGAUUUUCAGAGACCCGAAUUGUCCGGAAGACCUUGCCAGUUCGGAAGAUGUUGAUUUGCUGGAAGACUUGGAGGUUACUGGAAGACGCAGAUCUCAAGGAAGACAUAUUUGUGGAAGACAGAGAUUAAGUGGAAGACCUGGAUUUGGUGGAAGACAUGGAUUGGUUGGAAGAUAGAUUUUUCCGGAAGAUGUGGAUUAGCUGGAAGAUCUUGAAAGCAUUGGAAGACGGAUUUUUCUGGAAGACGUAGAUUUUCCCGGAAGAUAUGGAAGACGUUGAUUUUUGCGGAAGACCUGUAAUUGCUGGAACACUGGAUUUACUGGAAGACGUGGCUUGCCUGGAAGGCGUGGCUUGUCUGGAAGGCAUGGAUUUUCUGGAAGACUGGGGUUAUCUGGAAGACCUCGAUGUUGUUGGAAGACUUGGAGUUGCUGGAAGACCUUGACACUGGCGCCGUUGGAAACCCUGGACAUUGGAGACAUUGGAAGCACAGGAUGUUGGAGACAUUGGAAGCCUUCAAUGUUGGAGUUCAUGGGUAUUGGAAGCCCUGA